AUGUGGUCGCUGCUGCUUGAUUUCCUAUGGGGACCUCUAUGUUUAAAAUAUGUAAAAGAUAGCGUAGGAUACCCUCAACAUUCUUCAAAAACUGAGGACGAGACAAAUUUGAAAAUUAAGGCAAGAAAAAGAAAGAAGACCGACAUGAAACCUACUAAACAGAAGACAUUAUCUAAUCCUGUUGUAGUGAAUCAUUUAAUGGGCAUGCAUUUAACGCAUACUGAUUCUAAUGCCAGCUAUAAAAUCAAUAAAAGCUGCGCUACAACAAAAGGAAAAAAUAACGAUAUUAAUGGAAUUUUAACGAUUGAUACAGGUUCAGGAGUAACAAUAAUGAAUGAACGUUUGGAUGUUCCGGUUUAUGCCAUAGAGAAACGAAUUCUUCCACCGUAUCAUGAAACAUAUAUAUCCGUCCGCCCGCCACUACAGUUUAGCUCGGACUCAUGGGAAACUACCACUAUAGCAGCUCCUACCCGUAUAUCCGUGGCUAACUGUUUAGUCAUCGUUCACAACAAUUCAACAUCAUUAAAAAUAGCAAAUUUGACGUCUAUUCGACAAGUAAUCCACAAGGGACAAAGAGUGGCUAACCUCGAUCCAUGGUAUGAACAAUGGACAACAUCUUCAACAGGAAUUCUCGACCCACAAUAA
Didymodactylos carnosus is the source of this 645-nucleotide messenger RNA. The record is from the annotation of a GenBank genome assembly. NCBI's taxonomy places the organism in Eukaryota, Metazoa, Rotifera, Eurotatoria, Philodinida, Philodinidae.